Neoarius graeffei (lesser salmon catfish) is the source of this 4190-nucleotide messenger RNA. It is a transcript of the gene adamts1, whose product is annotated as ADAM metallopeptidase with thrombospondin type 1 motif, 1. The record is from RefSeq and is a predicted model, not a curated record. Bases 364 to 3171 code for a protein of 935 amino acids. Gene Ontology annotation, molecular function: metalloendopeptidase activity; zinc ion binding. The transcript is spliced from 8 exons. Gene Ontology annotation, biological process: proteolysis; extracellular matrix organization. Gene Ontology annotation, cellular component: extracellular matrix. NCBI's taxonomy places the organism in Eukaryota, Metazoa, Chordata, Actinopteri, Siluriformes, Ariidae.
CUCGAGUCUAAGAGAAAAGGAGAGGCAGGGAAAGAAAGUGUCCCAGACCAGACAGCUGAUCACACCCGGGAGAAAAGUCUCUUUGCUCUCAAAGUCUAUGCAUAGGAGUUGACUCAUCCGGGCGUAAAAUCUGCUCUAUUUAUUUUUACAUUGGUACUCAUUUAAAGUUUGCACUGGAUUUUUUUUUAUUAUUAUUAAUAUUAUUGUUUCAGAUCUUAGCUUUUUGAAUCUCAAUAGGUUAGAAUAAAUUUCUGUGAAUUUCAGUUUACGUGAUCCACGCACCUGGACUUGGUCAGUUUUUUUUGCAGAUAAUAAUAAUAAUAAUAAUAAAUCUCUGAAGCUAGACCUAUUUCUUGAAGGAUUAUGAUGUUUUUCGUGCGCGUUGCGCUGAGUUUGAUUGCUGCUCUGUGCGUAAACGCGGCGCAGAGCGCAUGGGAGGAAACGACGCUCAUCCCAGUUAAGCUCAACUCCUACAAGAGCGAAAAGGAGUCGCCUCGAAGCCCAGAGGCCCAGGAGAAAGAAUCGGAGAAGCUUUUCUAUCGCUUGGACAUCUUUGGGAAACAGAUGGUGUUGGAGUUGGAGCCGGAUCACACUUUCCUGGCGCCUGGGUUUGUGUUGCAUGUGGUGGGGAAGCCGGAGCGCCAGCAGGGGUUUGACAGCUCGGAGGAGACGCGCUGCUUUUACACAGGAUCUGUGAAUGGAGACAAGAGCUCUGCUGCUGCUCUGAACGUCUGCCAUGGACUGAGAGGUGGCUUCAGUUACGGUGGUGAAGACUAUUUCAUCCAGCCCGUCAAUGCCACCGAUGAAAGCAGCGUUUCAAGCAGGGACCUGCACAUCAUUCGCAGGAGAAAUCGGCGCCUCCAUGGUGAGAUCGGUGGCUCCAAGUGCGGUGUCCGAGAGGACGAGGAGAAAGUCCCUGAGCACCACGAGACGCGAUCAGAUCGGCCUAAAGAGCUCGCAUCAACUCCAAAUGAGUCCCAAGCACACCAUCGAGCCCGUCGUUUUGUGUCCACCCCGCGAUAUAUGGAAAUCAUGAUUGUGGCAGAUCAGUCAAUGGCGGAGUUCCAUGGAACUGGAUUGAAGCCUUACCUGCUAACCAUAAUGGCAGUAGCGUCUCGCCUUUACCGCCACCCAACUAUUCAUAACUCUAUUACACUAUCUGUGGUAAAACUUAUGGUGAUAUAUGACGAAGAACAGGGACCAGACGUCUCUCCGAAUGCUGCUCUCACCUUGAGGAACUUCUGCCAGUGGCAAAAACAGCACAACCCUCCCAGUGAUCGUCACCCAGAACAUUAUGACACCGCCAUCCUGUUCACUCGACAAGAUCUAUGUGGUGCUCACUCUUGUGACACAUUAGGAAUGGCUGAUGUUGGUACAGUGUGUGAUCCAGAACGAAGUUGUUCCAUCAUUGAGGAUGACGGACUUCAGGCAGCUUUCACUGUUGCACAUGAGCUGGGUCAUGUAUUCAACAUGCCCCAUGAUGAUGCGAAGCAGUGUGCUAACAUCAAUGGUGACACCUGGAGCUCCCACAUGAUGGCGUCUACUCUUUCCAACCUGGACCAGUUGCAGCCCUGGUCUCCAUGCAGUGCACUGAUGAUCACAACUUUCCUGGAUAAUGGCCAUGGUCAGUGUCUGCUCGACAAGCCACAGAAGCCUCAGCAAUUACCCCAAGCCCUGCCAGGUUCAGUGUACAGUGCUGACUAUCAGUGCCGUCUCACAUUUGGUGAGGAGUCACAGCAUUGCCCUGACCUGAGCACCACCUGUGCAGCUCUCUGGUGCACAGUCACUACUACAAAUGGUCUUCUGGUGUGCCAAACCAAGAACUUUCCAUGGGCUGAUGGAACUCCAUGUGGGUAUGACAGCUACUGUAUGGCAGGCCAGUGUUUGAGCAGUAGUGAAGCAGCAAGUUAUCAGACCCCGGUCAAUGGUGGAUGGGGAACUUGGGGACCAUGGGGUGAGUGCUCACGUACCUGUGGUGGUGGUGUGCAGUACUCUUUUAGGGAAUGUGACAACCCUAUGCCCAAGAACGGAGGCAAAUACUGUGAGGGUAAAAGAGUUCAGUACAGAUCCUGCAAUACAGAAGACUGCCCUGACAACAAUGGUUUAACUUUCCGUGAAGAGCAGUGUCUGGCCCACAACGAGAUUUCCUCCCAUGUGACAUUUGGCUCAGGUGAAGGUGUUGAAUGGGUACCAAAAUAUGCUGGCGUAUCACCCAAAGACCGCUGUAAGCUGGUUUGCAGAGCAAAGGGAACAGGCUACUUCUUUAUCCUCAAGCCAAAAGUGGAAGAUGGAACUCCCUGCACCCCCGACUCCACUUCUGUUUGUGUUCAAGGUCAGUGCGUUAAGGCUGGAUGUGACCGUGUGAUUGGCUCAAAUAAAAAAUUUGAUAAAUGUGGUAUUUGUGGAGGGAACGGAUCCACCUGCAAGAAAGUGUCUGGAUCCUUGGAGUAUGCAAGACCUGGCUAUCAGGAUGUUGUGACAAUCCCUGCAGGUGCCACCCACCUUGAUGUCAAGCAGCGAUCCGCUGGUGCCCGUCGACAUGACAAUAGCUACCUGGCUGUUCGCCGGCAAGAUGGCACCUUCCUAAUAAAUGGUGACUACAAGCUUACAACUUUGGAGACUGACAUCUUUCUUAAAGGGGCACUUCUGCGCUACAGCGGUUCCUCAGCCUCUCUUGAGCGCCUCCGCAGUUUUGCUCCUCUUCCAGAGCCACUGACAGUCCAGGUACUGUCUGUAGGCGACUCUCCUCGGCCCCGUGUCAAGUACAGCUACUUUGCUCCGCGUCCAGCUUCCACAAACCGACGUCCCAUCAAUGCCAUCAGAGAAGCAGGAGGUGCAGAGUGGACACUACGUGAAUGGGGUCCCUGCUCACAAACCUGUGGUGAAGGUACACAGAAGCGGGACGUCCUCUGUCUAGAUGCCCGGGGUCGACCAUCACAAGAUUGUCCUGAAGAGCUGCGUCCUUCUUCCUCUCGUCCCUGUACCACACAUGCCUGCCCAUCCUGGGUAGUGGGUGAGUGGUCAGCCUGUUCAAAGACCUGUGGCCGAGGCUUCCGGAAACGUCCGCUGCACUGUGUGGGUCACGACGGUCAUGUUUUGCCCCAUGACAGUUGCCAUGCAAAAGAUCGGCCACGACCCUUGCUGGACAUAUGCAUCCAGAGUGCUUGUUAAGACUGGUUAGGACUAGAGACAAUCUCUGACUGUAAAUUCUGCUACUCAUUGUAUGAAGCAGAUCAAUGCAAGUUUGGGAUCCAAUGGGCCCUCCAUGACGGUGACUGCAAUUAACCUUGAACCAGCGCUAUAUCUCCCACUGCUCCAGUACUGGUUGCAGGACACAAAGCUGGCACACUGUGUACCUGUCUGAAAAGCUGGGAUAGAGGAACAGUAUAAAAAACUAUAAGGACACCUCAGCUGCUUUAGGUGCUAAUGACAUGCAUAUAGGUCAUUGAGUGUGAGUGUGUUUUUAGAGUGAAUGGCUGUCUGAAAAACUCUAGCAUAUGUCUUUGUACUGUCUGUCUGAGCUGGACUGGACAGAUAGUUGCUAUAUGAGAGUAUUUGUAGAAUAAAAAAAGGUAAUUUGAUGUGAACAUAUUGGAAUCUAUUAGUAUUUGGCUGGGACAGAAAGAUGCAGUAAAUGAGACCAUACUGAACCCUUGUUGAAUCCCAUUCAACAUCUCAGACUACCAAGACACACAAGCUGCUAUAAUACACAGCAGGUUUCAUGUAUGUAUUUAUAACUAUAGCGACACAGUUAGUACACAGGUUGCUGUAUUUGCAAGUUUUCAAAGCAUACCCCAUUAUUAACUAACAAGGAUAGAAUGGAGAAAUGCCAAAGAACAUGGUUUCUGUAUCUGUGUGUGUGUGUGUGUGAGUGAGUGAGUGAGUGAGUGAGUGAGUGAGUGAGUGAGUGAGUGAGUGAGUGAGUGAGUGAGUGAGUGAGUGAGAAGGCAUAUAUGGAGGGUGAGGGACUUCUCUCCUGCUACUACUUCAUAAGUAAGUCUCUCGUGCCUUCCAAGAAGGUGUCAUCUUUUUGUACAGAAUAUCGAAACAUUAUUUAUUUUUGUACAGCCUGUGAAAUAUAAUCUUGUGGCUUUUUUAUUAUUAUUGUUGUAUUUUUAUUUGUUGUUAUUAUUAUUGAAAUAACAGAAGGAUGUAGAUUAUAUUGGAGUAUUUAUACAGUAUUAUAUAUA